GCCGCUUCGGAGAUGCUGUUCGUCGCUGCGGCCAGUACACGUUCGUCUUGAACGCGGAGCGCCUCGCGCAUUCCCAUUCGCAGCUUACUCUGCCGAGAGUGAUUUUAUCUUAUCGGGUUUUGCCCGUGUGCACGAUGUCAGCGCGACGCGCGUGACGAGGGAAGCGUGGCCGAGGAACCGCGUCGCGAGUAGUAUGCGAGCCGUCGAAGCGAAAGUUUCCGCAGAUGGAUCGAACGACCCUUUCGCACCCCGAUGCCGGCAAUAAUUUUUAUCCUUUUUCCCUUCCCUUGACAUCGCUCGCGCAAAUUUCACGCCAACGUGCCUCGAUUGUUCCGAUCGUGUGCUACCCUUGCUAAUCGCGUUUAGCGCGCCCGCGCGCGCCUCUGCGAAUACGCCGGACGCCAAUUCGCUCCAACGAACGAUUCGUCGGGAAGCCGGGACAGUAUGUUGGUUGUACAAGCAUUGGAUCUGUAACGCGGUUCCGUAACAGGUGAUACGCUGCCUCCUUACAAGUGCAGUAGCUUGUACGUGAGCCCGCGAUUGUUUACGUGUCAGCGAUUUGACGUGAGCCUGUUCCAUGUGAGCCGACGUCACUCUCUGAUGAUUUGGAUUCGAUUCUCGAAAGUGCCGAACGAAAUCUUGACCGUGUCUCGAACGAGGGGACGAAUUAUUUUGACGUUUCAGCUUCGCGAAUUCAUCCACCACUCGCACUUGUUGCUAAUUCGCUUUCGUGAAUUCUUAACUGGAAGGACAAAUUUUCUCACGUUAGAUGCGAGAGACAUCACACCUGUUUGGCAAACAAUCCCGAAUUCAUUGUCAAGAGACGCGUGGGAGGUCUGCUCUCUAAAUCUGAAUCAGUGAAAUCUUACUGAUUUGCAGUGCUAUACUUAUAACUGUGAUUAUCAGUGGCUAUUUACUUGUUUCUCAGUGAUUCCGAUUAAGAAGUACUCUCACUGACCGGCAUCAGUAUAUUGUCACUAAAUGCACAAGGAAGUGCAUAUAUUACUGACCGAUAUAGUUAUAUCACUGAAAUCAGGCUGUUUGCUGUCUUUCACUGAAUGAUACACUGCUUCCGAUUUAGGGGGUGCAUUCCCUUCGCGCAUUUGCGCAAUUUAGACUGAGAGUGUCAAUAUUUUCACGCUUUUGUCACGGUGAUGCCCACACACCGCGGCGGUACACGGCAAUGCGGAUGUUCCGGUGCAGGAUGCAUGUGCCCGUGUAAUUUGAGUAUGCCGCAAGUUCGGUUGUCGGUCCUCGACAAUCUUUCGAUGGGUCUCACUUCAUAGCGCGCUUUCACGGUGUGCACAAUCGCGGAUCACCUAUUCUCCGUUCAAAAUUGGCAUAUGCAGUUUCCAAUUGGUAUGUGCAGCACUGUAACUGCAAUUAUAGCGUGCAAUUCUGAACUAUUCUCUGUCUAGGAACUGGAGUGGAUCGGGUCGUUUCCGCAGUUUUCGCCGUUAAAAAUAUAUCUCGAUGCAGUUGUGUUUCUUCCGAAAUAAGACUGAUCUGAUUUCUUACAACGCAGUUACGUCAUGAAGAAUACCUGCCGUAUUUUGCCCGAGUAUAUACUAUAACUGCAAUUGCAAUACGCAAUUCUGAACUGUUCUCUGCGCAGAAAUUGGAACGGAUCAAGUUGCUUUCGUCGUUAAAAAUAUCUGGAUGCAGUUGUGUUUCUUCUGAAAUGAGACUGAUCUGAUUUCCUAUAUCGCAGUUACGUCAUGAAUACCUGUCAUAUUUUGCACGUGAUGUAUUUUCUGGAUGUUAACGCAGUUAAUAUAUGUAACUGAAAACGUAUCUUUAUUAACAGAUAUACAUAUAAGUUUCAUUUAUGUAAGAUUCAGCAGAGUUCUUAUCAAGCUGCAAGAAAGAAGGAAUGUCUGGCAAUAUCCGAUUUUAGUAUCUAGGAUAAAAAUCCUAUCUACAAGAGUUUUAACAAUCUGGAGAUUUACUUCUCAUCUUCGUUUACUUUACUUGCUUUCUCAGCGGGUGCACGUGCGCGCUCAAAUAUUUUAUUUUCCCUCCGAAUCAAUUUUCAAAUGACGUAUCGCAAAAUGUGUACCUGUUUUCAAGACGGGAGAUAUUCAGUUCCGAAUAAAUUUCCAUCGUCUAAUACGACGCUGUUGGGCAAUGCGCUGCAAAAUUCCCGAUCCAUCGAAAUGUUUCCGAUUUCAUUAUUUCUAUCUUUCGUUUACAAUUAAUCUUGCCAGAAUCCCGAAUCCUUAUCAUUAGCGGAGAUUUUCGGCGAGAAUACCUUUGGUAUUACCGAUAUUACGUAUGCGAAAUAUCAUGGUUUAUCCUUUCCAUCUGGACAUCAUUUCGUUCAAUAAAAUGGGUGAACGCGAUAUUCUAGCGAACUGUGAGCGGUAAAAUGUAGAUCGGCGCAUUUUUCUUUACGUUUCCCGGACAUUAUUCAGCAACGCAGGCAUCACACAUCUCGUGACUGCUCUCCUUUCUUGAUGAACAACUUUUUAUCGUACAUAUAUAAAGAGAAAGAGAAAAAGAGAAAGAAGAUCUGUUAUAUCGUGCGCGUGUGACAAAUCGAGAUUCGAACGUGUCGUGGCGUGAAACGUUUUGGGAUGAACUGAGCGCAAUGGACAUCCUCGUGUGCGUUUCGUAAUUGGUGUCGGGAAGAUACAAGAUAGGAGAAUAGAGAGGACACACCAGGAGAAUCGACAACGGGGCGGCCGUCGAGAUCGAGAGGGACGAGAGCAAAAUGAGGGCCGCGUUGCUCCUCUUAGGCGGCAUUGUUGUACUGUCGCUCGCGGUGGCGAGGGCUCUCUCAUGUGUGUGCUCGCCGCUGGAGUGCGACGUCCUCACCAACGAGGACUGCCCCGGAGGCCUCACCUGGGACCCCUGCAGGUGUUGCAAAGUAUGCGCGCGUGUGGAAGGCGAGGCUUGCGGCGGCCUCUUCGGUUUUUCGGGAACCUGCGCCGUCGGUCUGCAAUGUGUAAUCGUGAAUCUGCUGCCUCGCAGCCGAGAAAUGGACGAGGGCAUCUGCACGAAAAUCCCGGGCAGAUGGAGGAGGCAUUGUCCACACGGGCCGAUGAUGUCGGGCUCUGGCUGCAAUCUAGUCGGCGAGGGAGUCGCGACGGCCGAGGACGGAAACGCGGCGGUCGCCGGCAAAUGCGUUUGCGGUCCGUCGGUGCCCUGGUGCCCGGGUGAGCCGCGGCCCUACAUGUACAUGACGCGGCACGAGUGCCGGCUCAAUUUGGAGGCGAAAAUUGCUUACGAUGACCUCUAUAAUUCUGGCGACACGCCGAGCAGCACUGCCAUCGAGGGCAUGUCGUUCGGCGAGUCGGCGACGCGGGGCGAUCGAGAACAGGUGGGUGAGAGAGAAGAAUCGAGACGAAACGACGGCGGCGGCUGGAAGGACGACGAGAGGGCCACGAGGAGCACGCGGAUCGCCAGCUGGACAGGUAAAACAGACGAUGUCAACAUUACUUUAAGAUCCAAUCAUGGGUAUUCCGAGUCCAACCGAUUUCUAAUCCCGAAUGUUCCUCCAAAUUCCAAAGGAGCCGCGCACAACUGCCCGCAGGACAGCGUGCCGAACGAGAACGGCGACGGCGGUUGCAAAUGUGCGGAUUGUCUACCCCACAAGUGCCGACCGGGUCAGCAGGCGGUGAUGGUGAGGGGGUCAUAUUCCGGGGCCCCCGGUAACUGCUGCCCGCGCUACAACUGCGUUCCCACAGAUCACCAUCAUCGGAUCGAGUCGUUCUGUCCCGAGGACAGCGUCCUGACGGACGAUGGCAUUUGCAAGUGCGUCCCGACGUGUCCACCGCCCAAGUGCCGACCUGGUCAACGGCCGGUCGAGGUGCGGGCGGCCAAGCCCGAGACACCCGGUAGCUGUUGCCCCCUUCAUGACUGCAGACCCUCAGAUCCGAUCUCUUGGGCGAAGGCUGAAGAGAAACCGCAAAACUGUAUUCACGAGGGCGUCUCGAGGAAACUCGGUGAGGAGUGGAAGCAGAACGACUGUAUCACUUGCAUCUGCAACGAGGAUGGACUCGCGUCCUGCCAAACAACCAUGUGCAAGUCGUGUGAGAAUGCGAUACCACCCGAUCCGGGUGAAUGCUGCCCUCAUUGCCCACCGCCGAUCAACAGUACCUUUGAUCACCACCCUGACGAGUUCUGCAAGACGUCCUUGGAUAACUGCAAGAUGAAAUGCUUCCACGGCUUGCGGAUGGACAAAGAUAACUGCCCGAUCUGCGAGUGCGCCGAUGAUUUGGAGGUCGACCUCGUGCCGGACGUGCUGCCGGAAGAUUACAAAGUUUGCCCGGAACUGCCGCACUGCGGACUGAACUGCGACCUCGUCAAGGACGAGGAGGGCUGCCCGGUGUGCGCCUGUCAGACGCCACCGCGUUAUCCGACGCCGAAUGUCACCGCCCCGGACACCACGAACGACAAAAGAGUCUGCCCCGAGGUCAAGUGCGAUCUUCACUGCGAGCUCGUCAUGGACGAGAAUGACUGCACCUUUUGCGAGUGUAAGCCACCCACCGUCGGCUGUCCGCCGCUUCACGGAUGUAGGAAGAGGUGUAACUUCGGUUACAAGACGAACAAGCGCGGCUGCCCUGUAUGCCGCUGUCGAGUUUCGUGCAUGGAUCAUUUGAACGAGACGCAUCCGGAGGGGUCGACUUGGCAUCUGAACAGCUGCACCACAUGCACUUGCGAGCCUGGUGGACGACUUAAUUGCAAAGAAACCAUCUGUUCGGUGGCCUGUAGUAAUCCAUUGCCACCGAAACCAGGCUUUUGUUGUCCUAUAUGCCCAAUUACAACGACUAAGGAGAACGACAUGAUUAAUCAGAUCACUAGCCGAGGCUGGGGCACAGUGCCGAUUACGUUAAUCGUAGUACUCGCGCUGCUGUGUCUGUUACUGAUAAUCCACGUCGUGCGCAGCCGAUUCCGCGGCCGUCUGUCACCCUCGGAAGCAUCAUAUGCGUCGUAUCCGCCGCAAUAUUACAAGUGUGUGCCCGUGUACGAUACCCCGGUGCAUCGGAACGAGAAGAUCGUACCUUUGUAAAAGACUGUUGAUCCCCAAAGAGAGCGCGACAAGCAAUGUGCGAAAGCAAAUUUUCAAUUUGCCAAGACUGUUUUAUACAUGAUCGUCGACGAGAUUUCACGAAACUUGCGUAACAAUCGCGAUUCAGCGACGUCGAUCGCUAAACUCUUAAAUGGAUCUUUGUAAACUGACAUUAAAAUUAUUUAUCGAUUGACAAAUACUCUCUAGUGUAUAAAAAACUAAAAAAAAAAUGUUUCAAAACUUUUUCUAGAAUUAUAUAAAGAAUGAUGGGUAAAAUAAGUUGAUUUUGAGAUCAGAACAGCAAAUAAAAACGAUAUGAUUUGUGUAGUUUUUGUAUCUGAUUUUAUCUUUCAACAAAUUUUAAUUGGUCAGAAAAGUAUUAAAAUUGGUAUAAAACUAUUAAAUAUCUAGUAUCGUAAAUUAUUAUUGAACUUUAAGAACAUAUUAAUUUGUUUAUUUUAAGCAUAUUGUAUAUUUCUGUAUAUCUAUUAUAUAUUUUGUACUAGUAAAAUAUAAUAAUGCUCUCAUCUUUAAUAGUUCAUGUUCUGCUUGAUUAAGGCAAAUUAAAAAUUUAUAUCUAAGAACACAAAGACAUUUAAGAAAAUUAUUAAUAUCUAAAAACGAAGGUAUUGUUGAUGAGAAUUAUUUUAAAUCUUGACUUGGGAUCUGAUAACAUUCAUCAUGUCUUUUAAGAGAACUUUCACCCAACGUAUUUUUGUAUUGUACUGUAGUAUUUUACUACUAGAAAUUGAAAGAUUCGAGCAAAAAAUAUUUUUAAGCACUACUUUAGACGAAUAGGUUUUUUUUAUUAUGAAUAAUUUGUUUGCAUAUUGAUCGAUUUUCAUUUAUUAUUAUUUAAUUUUAGGGUUGGAAAGUAACUCAUUACUUGUAACAAAGUUACACAAUUACUUUUCUCAGUAACUGUAACUUAACUUCGUUCCUUUCUUUCUAUCUAUAAUUGUAAAUUAACUUAGUUACACUUUUUGUGUAAUUAGUGUUUUGUGUAAAUAAUUUAGUAAUUACUUUUAUAGUUACUUCAAAUUUAUUUGUCUUCAACAUAUAGUUUGUGUUAAGCAAAUUAAAGUGAUAAAUCAUCUUUAAGAACAGCAAUCAUAUAAACAUUAAAGUUGAGACUUUGAAACAAAGCCCGUUAGUUUACAAUUUUAUCAUAAAGUUGAAUUUGGUAACUCCUUUUUAACUGAAAAAUACUGAUCCUAUAAUUUUGAUAAUUUAUUUCAAGUAUAAAUAUUAAUUUAUUAUAAAUUCAGCUAGUAUAUUAAAUAUACUUUGGUUUUAAGAUUUUUAAACAACUGUGAUUCAUUAAUUACACAAACUAAUACAGCAUAUAACCAAGUGUUUAGUAUAAGUAAAUAAUUUAGUAAUGUAAAAAUUUUAAAAAACAUUUUUGUAUUUAGAAUAGUGCAGGACAUAAACAUUAUAUAAAUUAAUAAACAAGUAACUGAAAAGUAUCGUUACUUUAAAUAACUAUAAUUCUCUGUAACGUGUUACAGUUGUUAACUUGUAACUUUUUGAGAAAAGAAAGUUAUCACUGUAACUAGUUACUGCUACAAAGUAACUUUUCUAAUUCUGUACAUUUUACUUCAGUUAUAUAUUUUCAUUAACACAUCGUUCUUAUAAUAGCUUCUUAUAUAUUUAAUAGCUUCAUAAUUUUAAUACUUUUUCGAUAAAUUAAAAUUAUUUAAAAGUCAGAAUGAAAUUCAACAAGUUCAAGUAACUACGAAAAGUAUACUUAUCAUUCCGAGAACCAAAAUCUGCUCAUUCUACCCAUUGUCUCUUAUUAAGUUUAAGUGUCAAAAUUCUAUUAAAUUCAAGCAUAUAGUAAACUUUUCCUAUUCUUGCGAAUGAAAGAAGAUUCCCUUAAGAGUUAAUAGCAGCGAUUGAUUUGCAACUCGUCGAUAAUUUUAGAAGGAAAAUUUAUUGCUAAGCAUACGUACGUGAAACUGCCGUUAACAUCUCGCUAAUUCGAUGUUAAAGUGAAUGCCAGCAGAAGCCGGAGAAUGUUGUGGAAUGUUGCGCACGAUAAUGCAUAAGGAAGUCUCUCUUUGGGUGCGGCUGAAAAUACUUUUAGUAGAUUCAGUAUUAUUUGUAAGCGGCAGUGAAUGUUGUGAACUUUGGAAGGGAGAAAAGGAAAAGGAUAAGCAAAGAGAAAACCGCCAAUUCGCACCAAUCUCGUACUAUGUUUGCCGAAUCCUCUUGAAUCCCUUAACUUAAUAUGAAUACGUUGCGUAACCUGUAAAUUAUAAUAUAAUUAAAAACGUAGCGUAAUUACGAUUAAUUAAUAUAAGAAUAAAUGUAUUAAUGUUAACCCGUGGUAGGACUCUAACUUAAAUGAAAAAUCAUAAAAGAGACAGGUCUACACCGUGUAGUAUUAGUUCCCUUGAUCUCUGGACCAUCAUUAUUAUCUCGUAUUAUAUUAAUGAGUGUUUACACGAAGUAAAAAGUAUUCAUAUUUUUUUGUAUGCGGAUAUUCAAAUUUGCAGCGAUUCGAAGCGAUUAUCGAAUGUAUCUUAUCAAGUAAAAAAUAUUUUGUCUAUUUUUUUUUAUAUUCUUAUAUUACCGAAAUUUUGUUCGACGCGUACUUUCGUUUUUUUUGUGUAUUACUUCAAAAAAAUGUAUCUUUUUGUUUUUUUUCAAGCACUAAUUCCUAAUUUAUCUAAGAUUUAUUUAAAUUGCCUUGCCGCUUUGAGAACAAGUUUAUAGACUUAAUCGUAAAUUAGCUCUUAACAACUGUGUUAUUAGACUGUUCCUAUAUAUAUGUGUAUAUAUAUACAUAUAUAUAUAUAUAUAUAUAUAUAUAUAUAUAUGUUUUAUUUUUUAUUAAUAUAAAUUCUCGUUCUUAUUCAUCGCGAGUUACAACGUGUAAUAUUUAUGUCUGACGAGAAUUCCUGAUUCAGUUGUGACAGGAGUACAGCCACCGCACCUGUAACCGCACCACGCGAGAGAAGAAGGAAGUACAUGUAUAUAUACCGUAAAAGUUUAGAUUAAGGUGAAAUUGAAACAACGCGAAAGCGUCCCCUCGGUUUCUUCGAAACUCUGUUGCGAUACGAUCGAUCGACUUUAAGAUUUGCGCUCGGCGCGAUACAAGCGGCCCAGGUAUCCCGGUGCGCGAAUCGCGAUAACAUUACAUAAUGCACGAUUACGUUCCGUAACUUCUCGGUUGCUUGUACAUACACGCCCGGAAGUUCGUUCUCCGGCGGCUUGCGAAUUCUUGGGAUGGUAAACCCGAAUUAUUUUCGGAUGCUAACUAACAGCACGCUUAGAUAGACGCACCUCUCCUGUUCGUACAUAUUUCACGCUGCGGUGGAGCGUGCGGCAACAAUAGUGAUCGAUGACAAGAUGACAAGACAUGGCAUAGCAUUCGUUUGUGAAGGCAUACAGAGAUAAAAAAAAGAACGAGUAAAUAAAUAAAUUUGAAAGAUGAAAACGAAUAGAAACAGAGCCGUAUCUAGCUUUUCAUGUGCAAAGUUGGGCAAAGCUUUAUCUUUUAGGAACUCUUUCAUUUUUUGAGAAGGAGAAAUAAUAAAAAACAAAUAUGAUAUAAUUAUUUAAUUGUUUAUAAAUAAUUUUUGUAUACACAAGAAAUGUACAAUUUUAUUCACAUUUAUUAAUGUAUAUAAAUGAAAAUUAUUUUAAUUGCAUUUUUUUAGCUUUUAUUUCAAAUUCAUUAAGUAUAUUAUCGUAAUUAAUUUUUAAAUACAGCACUGGAUCUGGCAGAUCCUGUACAAAAUUUUUAUUGCUUGCUGUGUAAAGAGGGUACGAAAUAGAAGACUCGGAUUAAGGGAGGGAAGAAGUUAAAAAUUUUCCCUAUUUCUACGGACCAGUUUCAGAGCUCAACUAGAAUUCAAACGGCAUAAAAAUACAGCUUUUUAUUGUCAUAUUUUCCUUGUUAUAUAGUUAUAAUUUUAAAAGGAAUGACAAUGCCUCAUAAAUUUUUCUUAAAGGUAUCACUCUUUAGCUUUAAAAUGUCAUAUUAUAAAGUCCUUAAUAAUGUUUUUUUGUAAAGACAUUUAAAUUUAAAUAAUUUUUAAUUUUAAUUUACUGAAAUUUCUCUUAUAUGAAACACUAUAAUAGAAACGAGAAGAGUGAGAAAUAUUUGUAGUGCAGUAUUGAUAUGACACAAUUAAUUCAAAAUUAUUAAGGAUCUGUAAAAUAAAUCAAGCAAAGUGGCAGUUUUACUGUUCUUAAUAUUAAUGUCGAAACCUCAAACUUACAAACACGCGGGCGAAAUUUAAAAUUUCAAAAUAUUAUGUUGCAAAUUAUUUUUAUCAAUUUGAUUUGAGCUUUCUUCCCUUCUUCCUUCAUUCUGAGCCCUGUGCCUGCGAUCCCUACCUAGUUACGGCUCUGGACGUAAGGAUGAUGUAAAUCCCUGUUUUAAAAAGACCGAUAGAAAAUGACAGAAAGAGAUUUAAACUAUAUUAAAAUUUUACUUGAUUUUAUAGUAAGGUUAUCAUUUUUAAUAGGACCAUCCAGCAAAGAAGAUGACAUCACACAAUAAUUUCAAUGACGUCUUAAUGACGAUAAAGAUGUCAUUAAGAUAUUAAGAUGUUGACUUUGUGUCACUUGAUGUUGAUUUGAUGUCAUUUUGUUUGCUGGGACACUUGAGCUAUUAUAGAGAAGUUAUUAAAUUCUAUCGUUUCUUAAUAGUAUCUAAUAUCACGUAUAUUUUUCUAUACGAUUAUUUUGUUGAGUUAUCUAAUCUAAUUUGAAAAUUGCGAUUUGCUUUAUAUAUACAGAGUCCUAUCCCCAUCGAAUUUUUUAUUAAAUACAAAUUCCUGAGAUAACUUAAAAAAAAUCCUAAUAUAAAAAUGUCGAGGCUGUAAUAUUUUUCAAAUUGUAAGUGAUUAAAAUUUAUUAAUUGUAGCGGCUAAAUUUUGCAUGCUCAGACAUGACAACAGCUUACAAUGAUAAAGAUGAAAGAAGGAAACUUUUUUUUUAAUAACAGGAUUAAAAUUACUUAUGCGAUAAUAAUAAAAUUCCUUUACUAUACAUAUAAAUGCUUUGUAAGCGUUAACAGUAACAGCAAACAGUAAUUUAUAUACAUAUAUGUACAAGAAAUAUUAAGAUUAUGUAAAAAGAAUGCAAUCUAAAAUAAAAGAAUUAUAUAAUACAUUAUAAGUACAUGAAUUAAAAAUAUGACAAAAUAAUAUCAAUUUGACAAAACAACAACAGUCAGAUACUUAUGGAUGAUAAAUCUGGAUUACUAAAUUAUAUGCUGAAUAACAAAAAAAGAUAACACAUCUGAUCUUUACGAAUUCAAAGCACGAUAAGAUUAUAUAUUUUUUUUCUUAUUUGAUUCUAUCGGAUUUUUUAAGAUCUUUAAGGGAUGUGAUUAAAAUUACAUCAAAAGAGUAGAGUUACUUCAAUAACGACGUCAUUUUGCACGACAGAACAACUAGAUACUUUCGGCACCGCUGAUAAACCAUACAUAUCCAUGUGCUUACACAAUGCACGUAGCUCGUCUUCUUCCUCUCCCUAAUUAAAACACAUACAUAUAUUUUUUCAAUGUGACUUGUCCUAUAUAUCCCAUAUGUAUAACCGUAUAGCCUGUAUUAAACUUAUUUAUACGUACACGUGUAAUCGUGUAAAAACGUGCGCGUACACUAUACGUUUAUUGUCUAUAAACCGCAGGCUGUAUUUCGCACGUGUGUAUGUACUUCGGAGACAAUAUGUACGUAGUAUAUUGAUGAGACAGAUCCGGAUAGCGUAUAUACCUGUAAGAAUUUUUUCUUUCGUUGUUAUCGUACGCAGGAUGUUAACAAUAAUAAUAACAUCGACGGUAACAAUAACAGAUAAUGAUAACAAUAGUAGUAUAUAAUUUAGCACACACGCAGUCGGUUCAUGGCGAUGAUCCCAAACGGACAAUGCAUACAAUAAAAUUUGUGAUAAACGGGAAUUGGACAUUUGUCUUGCGAUCGCAAAAAAAAAGAAAAAGAUUCGUGACCUUCUCGAAAAAUUUUAUAACGUAUACGCGCCCCCAGAAUAUGUGAUCUAAUGUUGCGACGCCGGUCCAACGUAUUCGAUUUAUCUCUGACUUCCAAUUUCGACCCUCCGAGGAGGUAAAUGAUGUCAUUUAAUCAAUCGCGUCGGGAAGGAGCAGAUUAAACGUGGCUUGCUUUUUUGUCGGGUUCGUCCGACAAAAAGCGAGGCAAAUCGCAGUUGUUUGCGGCGAAAAAUUACGAGGUACACAAAUAUCACGUUUGACGUCGAUUGAUUCCACCGGUAUAAAAUCUGCCACUUAAACGAAUUGAAACUUUGAAUCGUUAUUUAUAUCAUAUUGAAAAACAAAGGUGAAAUAUCCUUUAUUAAAAUUAAAAUUCAGCAUAUUUAUAUAGAAAAUUUUUAAUAUAAGAUAUUACAUACGGAAUGUUACAUACGAUGGGCACAUAUUUUAUAUCCCGCGGUAGAUAUCCAAUUAUUCGCAUAAAAAAAGAGAACGUAGUCUCGUGCAUAGGGCAUCUUAAAACAGAUAAAUAAAAUAAAUAUUAAAAAUUAGGAAUAUUUUUAAUUAUUUUGGCAAAGAAAGAAUAAAAUUUAUCCUUGAGUCUAUAAUGUCAAUUUUAUUUUUGCAAAAUUUAACAUAAUUUUUUUAUUUCUUGAACUUUUUUUAGCAUUGAAUAUUAGAAAUACGCGGUACGAUUAAAGACUAUUAUUAUAAGAUGUAUCACAAAAUAUUUCUCGGAGAUUUCAUUCUUUCAAUUAAGGAAAAUAAAAAACUAAAAAAAGAGAGAAAGAGAGAGAGAGAGAGAGAGAGAGAGAGAGAGAGAGAGUCGUGUUACUCACGUACUUUUUCGAGAUUACACCCAAGAAGGCAUCAGAAACAUUAUUGUUCUACAACACUAAGAAUACAUUAAAUGACAAACACUUUUAUGAAUCGAACGUUAUGACCGGUUUUUGAAUGCAGUUACGAACAAAUCGAGUAGUUGUACUUGUGCGCUCUUUGUACAAAUACCCCGUAACGUGAUCAUAUCAAUGUAACUUAGAUUUACUUAUAAUAUAUACGUACAUUAUACAGCUAUACAUACUGGACGCGCAAUGUUAAGAAACAGCUCUUGUAUGUUAAAUAAAUCAAGAUUAAAUAAAAUUGUUGAUAUAUGAUGUUGUAAUCGGACAUUCGAUGCAAACGCGAGGAGUUUCGUCAUCUUUUCUUUUUCUUCUGUGGAAUUAUUGUACGUCGCCGUAUCACUAAUAAAAAUAAAUAUAAUACGGCUUUCUUAUCAAA
This is a messenger RNA of Solenopsis invicta (red fire ant), 12254 nucleotides long. It is a transcript of the gene cmpy, whose product is annotated as cysteine-rich motor neuron 1 protein. Gene Ontology annotation, molecular function: insulin-like growth factor binding; serine-type endopeptidase inhibitor activity. The record is from RefSeq and is a predicted model, not a curated record. Lineage: Eukaryota; Metazoa; Arthropoda; Insecta; Hymenoptera; Formicidae. Gene Ontology annotation, cellular component: extracellular region. Gene Ontology annotation, biological process: regulation of signal transduction; regulation of cell growth. The coding region runs from base 2714 to 5014 and encodes 766 amino acids. The transcript is spliced from 12 exons.